AGAAAUAUGCAGGUUACGCUACUACUACAAGAUCCUACGUGGUAGUACACGGGCAAUGCCAAUGCGCGCUGGCCGGCGAACAAUAAAUUUAGCCAGGCCAUCUCAACUGUGCUAGCUCCGACCACUUCUAUAAAACCCUGGUCUCCCCCUGUUGCGCUCUGCCAUCCUACUUACUUGCUCCAUGUGGAGUCACUUAUUACAGCCACUCAGCCAGCCAGACCUUUAACUCGAUCGAUCGCGUUGGAUCCAUCCAUCCCUUCUAGCUUAGCUCAGCUGAGCCGAGUGAGUAUAUACGUACUGUACGCACGCUUGCAGCUUUGCUUGAGCUGUGCCGGCCGGCUGGUCAGUCUAUCGAGACGCUGGUGUGGCAGCAGCUCUUGACAGCAGCAAGCAAUGGAGGCGGGGACGUGGGCGGUGGUGGUCGCGGCGGUGGCCGCGUACAUGGCGUGGUUCUGGCGGAUGUCCCGCGGGCUGCGCGGGCCGCGGGUGUGGCCCGUGCUGGGCAGCCUGCCGGGGCUCGUGCAGCACGCCGAGGACAUGCACGAGUGGAUCGCGGGCAACCUCCGGCGCGCGGGCGGCACGUACCAGACGUGCAUCUUCGCGGUGCCCGGCGUGGCGCGGCGCGGCGGGCUGGUCACGGUCACGUGCGACCCGCGGAACCUGGAGCACGUCCUCAAGGCCCGCUUCGACAACUACCCCAAGGGCCCCUUCUGGCACGCCGUCUUCCUCGACCUCCUCGGCGACGGCAUCUUCAACUCGGACGGCGAGACGUGGGUGGCGCAGCGCAAGACGGCCGCGCUCGAGUUCACCACGCGGACGCUCCGGACGGCCAUGUCCAGGUGGGUCUCCCGCUCCAUCCACCACAGGCUCCUGCCCAUCCUGGCCGACGCGUCCGCGGGCAAGGCCCACGUCGACCUCCAGGACCUGCUACUCCGGCUCACCUUCGACAAUAUCUGCGGGCUGGCGUUCGGCAAGGACCCGGAGACGCUCGCCCAGGGCCUGCCGCACAACGAGUUCGCCUCCGCGUUCGACCGCGCCACGGAGGCCACGCUCAACCGCUUCAUCUUCCCCGAGUGCCUGUGGCGGUGCAAGAAGUGGCUGGGCCUCGGGCUGGAGACCACGCUGACGCGCAGCAUGGCGCACGUCGACCAGUACCUGGCCGCCGUCAUCAAGGCGCGCAGGCUCGAGCUCGCGGGCAAGUGCGGCGACACGGCCGUGCACGACGACCUGCUCUCCCGCUUCAUGCGCAAGGGCUCCUACUCGGACGAGUCGCUGCAGCACGUGGCGCUCAACUUCAUCCUGGCCGGCCGCGACACCUCCUCCGUCGCGCUCUCCUGGUUCUUCUGGCUCGUCUCCACGCACCCGGCCGUGGAGCACAAGAUCGUGCGCGAGCUCUGCUCCGUCCUCGCCGCGUCCCGCGGCGCCGGGGGCGAGCGCGUCGACCCGGCAUUGUGGCUCGCGGAGCCCUUCACCUACGAGGAGCUCGACCGCCUGGUGUACCUCAAGGCGGCGCUCUCGGAGACGCUCCGCCUCUACCCUUCCGUGCCCGAGGACUCCAAGCACGUCGUGGCGGACGACUACCUCCCGGACGGCACGUUCGUGCCCGCCGGAUCCUCGGUCACGUACUCCAUAUAUUCAGCGGGGAGGAUGAAGACUGUGUGGGGGGAGGACUGCCUGGAGUUCCGGCCGGAGCGCUGGCUGUCGGCCGACGGGACAAAGUUCGAGCCGCACGACUCGUACAAGUUCGUGGCGUUCAACGCCGGGCCGAGGAUUUGCCUGGGCAAGGACCUGGCCUACCUGCAGAUGAAGAACAUCGCCGGGAGCGUGCUCCUCCGGCACCGCCUGGCCGUCGCGCCGGGCCACCGCGUCGAGCAGAAGAUGUCGCUCACGCUCUUCAUGAAGGACGGGCUGAGGAUGGAGGUACGUCCACGCGACCUCUCUGCUGCCCUCGACGAGCCCUGCGGCGCCGCCGCCGACGCGAAAAGAGCCACGGCGCCGUGCGCGUAGAAGAAGACCCUGCUGCUGGCUGGUGGUGUCCUUCGUUCGCGUGCGCCGAGAUUCGUGCCGAUCGGGAAGAACGUACGUACGGGGGGGCAUUGAAUGUGUAGGUAUAUACAGGAGUACAAGACCGUAAGUAAAUUGAUGGGGUUUGGUGACAACAUUUAUGUCACUCCUUUCCAGAAUUUACCAUCCGGAUAAGUGAAACUGGGAGACUUUGCAAAUGACAAAGAUCUACUUGGAUUUGGAUCUGCAUGCAAGCAAGCACAGUGGACGAUGGAAAGAAAAGAAACAAAUAACAGUAACAGAGAGCAAUAAUUUGUGAUGUUGCCAAGGCGAUCGAAGACGAGAAAUUACUUCAGAUUUGUUUGCGGUAGCUCGGUGUUGGUGACCAGCCAACUAGCCCUACUUAUAUUCUAUUAUUUUUGGACAUUUUUUUUUCAAACCUACUACCUAUUGUUCCAUUCUUAGAGAGUUCAUAUUUUGUCCAAGAAACAUGUAAGUAAACGUACGUGUACUUAAGGUUGUUUGCCUCUUUGGCAUCAUGAUGAUCAUCCUUGACAAGUUCCUUCUUUCA
Molecule: messenger RNA, 2575 nt
Organism: Brachypodium distachyon (stiff brome)
Lineage: Eukaryota; Viridiplantae; Streptophyta; Magnoliopsida; Poales; Poaceae
Product: cytochrome P450 86A2
Exons: 1
Coding region: 394-2007 (537 amino acids)
Molecular function (GO): heme binding; oxidoreductase activity, acting on paired donors, with incorporation or reduction of molecular oxygen; iron ion binding
Source: RefSeq, a predicted model, not a curated record